This is a messenger RNA of Sitodiplosis mosellana (orange wheat blossom midge), 3002 nucleotides long. RefSeq names its product general vesicular transport factor p115 (gene p115). NCBI's taxonomy places the organism in Eukaryota, Metazoa, Arthropoda, Insecta, Diptera, Cecidomyiidae. Gene Ontology annotation, biological process: endoplasmic reticulum to Golgi vesicle-mediated transport; transcytosis; vesicle fusion with Golgi apparatus. Gene Ontology annotation, molecular function: protein binding. The transcript is spliced from 6 exons. Bases 396 to 2870 code for a protein of 824 amino acids. Gene Ontology annotation, cellular component: ER to Golgi transport vesicle membrane; cytoplasm; Golgi membrane. The record is from RefSeq and is a predicted model, not a curated record.
ACUCAAACAUCUCAAUACUUCGAAAGAAAAUUGAACUGUCAAGCGAAUGAAUUUCACUGUGACCAAAUGACGAUAUGACGUGUUCAAUACGAUUAUGUUUUGGUAUUCGAUUCGAGUAUCAGAAUCGCUUUAAUUUUGGUCAAUCUAUGUUUUUUGUUCGGCGAACGCAUUUAGUUUUGUAUAAGUUGUAAAAAUAGGUGACAACAAACACUCGAAAACGAUAUUGAAUCGGCAAAUAGCAGCAGAUUGUUGAAUUAGCCCGGUUGGCGUGAGGACGAUUGAUUAUUUCUGUUUUGCAUUUUGGGCAUUGAGCGAGAGUGAAAGACACAGACACACAAUUAGUGGCUAAGGCUAAAAAGAGGAAAGAAAUCGUCAUCAAAACACAUAAAAACGAAAUGGAUUUUUUCAAAAGUGGAUUAAAAAGUGUUUUAGGCUCACCAGAGCCCGGUACCCAGCCAAGUGGCGCUGAAACAGUCGAACGAUUGGUAGACCGUGUAUCGACGUCAACGUUGCUCGAAGAUCGGCGUGAUGCGUGCCGUGCUUUGAAAUCGUUGUCGCGCAAAUACCGUGUCGAGGUCGGUGCCCAAGGAAUGUCAGCUCUGGUGCAAAUCCUUGAAAUGGAUCGCAGCGACUGUGAAAUCGUUGGCUAUGCCUUGGAUACAUUAUGCAAUAUCACAUCACAAGAGCAAUUCGAAGAGGAAAUGGACAAUCCCACCGUAUCGACGAACAUAGGCGAACAAUUUACCGAAAUGUUUAUCAAAUCCACCGAGAAUGUGACGACAGUAUUAAGUUUUCUGGAAGAAAUCGACUUCAAAGUGAGAUGGCCGUCGAUAAAACUACUCACAUCACUGUUAGCCAAUCGUCAUAAGGAUAUCCAAGAAAUCAUAUUGGUCAGCCCAAUGGCCGUCUCCAAAUUAAUGGAUUUACUGGUAGAUAGUCGUGAAGUAAUUCGAAAUGAUGCCCUGCUAUUGCUGAUUGAAUUGAUCAAAGGCAAUGCGAAUAUACAGAAAAUUGUGGCAUUUGAAAAUGCGUUUGAUCGAUUGUUCGAUGUGAUACGAGACGAAGGUUUUUCCGAUGGUGGGAUUGUCGUUGAAGAUUGCCUCAUUUUAAUGAUCAAUUUGCUGAAGAAUAAUUCGAGUAAUCAACAGUUUUUCAAAGAGGGUUCAUACAUUCAACGUUUGGCUCCGAUGUUAGUGCUUCCACCGGAAUUGGACGAAUCGGGUUGGACACCACAGAAAGUAUCAAACAUGCAUUGCAUGUUACAGAUUGUACGUGCUUUAGUUAGCCCAAUUAAUUCACAGAUUAUCGUAACAUCGUGUCAGAAAACCAUGCGAAAUUGUGGUUUAUUAGAAACAUUGUGCAAAAUUCUGAUGGGCAGCGGUGUGCCAUCGGACAUUUUGACCGAAACAAUUAACACAGUGGCCGAAGUCAUUCGCGGUGACAAUGAAAAUCAGGAAUAUUUUAAUUCGAUUUUGGCACCAAGUAAUCCACCACAACCAGCCAUCGUCGUUCUUCUUAUGUCAAUGGUGAACGAUAAACAACCGUUGAGCCUACGUACUGCCGUACUCUAUUGCUUCCAGAAUUUCCUCUAUCACAAUGAAAUCGGCCAAAUUAAAUUAGUGCAAACACUUUUGCCGUCAACAGCAAGCGUAUCCACAUUGACAGCCGGUCAGCUUCUAUGCGGCGGUCUUUUCAGUUCGGAUGCAUUGUCGAAUUGGUUCUCAUUGGUUUCACUCACGCAUGCACUCAUCGGCAACAAUACGCAGAAACAACAAUUACUCCGAGUUCUAUUGGCAACAUCACCUGGUAGCGAACCCAUUUCAUUACUCCAACAAUGCACAACACUGCUACAGAUGGGCAACUAUAAGCUUCAAUCGAAACUCGGCAUUCUAAUGUUGCUGUGCACAUGGUUGCACGACUGUCCAGCCGCUGUCAAAGCAUUUCUCACCACACCAAACACAACCGCAUAUCUCAUUUCACAAAUCAGUGCCAAUGAACAUGACGACAACGAGUAUUUGGUGCAGAGUCUGUGCGCCUUUCUCAUGGGCAUCAGCAUUCAAUUCAACGACAAUUCCGUGCAAAACAAUCGACGAGAAGAUUUAUGCCAAUUGGUACAGAAGCGAAUCGGACUGGAAACAUUCACGAAGAAAUUGGGCGAGGUGACCAAACAUGAGGCAUACAGUCGGGCCGCUAAAGUACCACAGAUUCGAACCAAAUCCGCCAGCGAUCUACUUUUAGACUAUGAAUUUUGCAAAUUAAUUAAGAAUAUUGAAGGAAUCAUCGUGAAAAACUUUACCGACUUUGAAAAUGUGUCCAGCUCGCCCGAGCAUCAAAAUGCAUCCGGUGUCAUCAGUCAAUACAAAGACAUCAUUCGUGAUCAAGAUUAUAAAUUACAGAAUCUGCAAAUUGCCGCCAAGAAUUCGGAGGAGGAAAUCAAGAGUCUGAAGAAACAAAUGGCCGAAAUGCAACAGACAAACGCGCAAUUAUUCGACCAAAACAUUUUGCUGAAAGCACAAUUGGCAGCAGCUACCAAUGGUCAUAGCACGGCCACACAAAAUGGCCAAUCGACAAAUAAUAACAAUAAUCUCGUCAGCUCGGCCACGGAGGCGGACUUUUAUCGAUCGGAAAAUCGUCGCCUUGGAGACGAAGUCGACUCGUUAAAUGCCAAAUUGAAUGAUGCGCUCGAAAUGACCGAACAGAGUUUGAGCUUAACGGAAAUCGGAAAAUUGAGAAAAGAUCAAGAGGAUUUAUUGGAAUUGCUUACCGAUCAGGAGAAUAAAAUCAAGAAAUAUCGACACCGGCUCAUAAAAUUGGGUCAAACCGUAACUGAUGACGAAGAAGAAAGCGAAGAAGAAAUUGACAAUAAAUAAAUCGGUUCGUUGGAUCGUUCAAUGGAGAUCAUCAUUAUUCACUUCUAUUUAUAUAGAAAAAAUCAUGUAAAAUAUAAAUAAAUUUAUCGAAAAUGUUUUCAAAAAUAAAUUGCCCCUAUUACUGAAUGGAAA